AUGCGUGCGGCAUGGCUCCAACCCCAUCCCCCGUCCCUCUCUGUCGCCCGCUCCUGGCUGCUGGUUUGGUGCGUGCCGCGGCAGCACCUGACGUAUCACCUGCUGGAGUCCCUGGCGAACUGCAAGUCGUGCGUGAUCGUGGCCCUGCUGGCCAACGAGGGAGUGCCCGGAGGCCUGGAGCAGCUGGUGGAGAUGUUUGAGGUCUUGCUCACGGGGGUUCGCCCCGAGCACAACGAGGGGAUCCAGGAGCUCAUCCUCGAGACCCUCCAGCUGUGCAUUGGCGAGCUCCACGCGAUGCCCCAGCCCCUCCUGGACACGAUUCUGAUCCAGCUGCUGCCUGUGACGAAGAAGGAGAACCCGACCAGCUACAACCUCGCGGCGGAGCUGCUCAACGUUACUCUGGCGAAGGUGCAGACGCCCAUCUCCCACUUGGUCAGCAGCAUGCUUUCGGGAGCACGGGGCGGUGCAAUCGAGUCCGAGCUGAAGGAGCACGUCAUCCCCCUGGUGUUCGAGCUGCACAAGGUGACCCCCAACAUGCUCACCUUCAUCCUGCCCGAGGUGGCCGAACAGCUCAAGGCCGAGGACGUCGAUGUGCGCUCGGGCGCGUGCGCCCUGCUUGGGAGAUUAUUCUCAUCGCCGAGGGCCGAAUACGGGGUCGAGAAGCCCGCCAUCUGGGCUUCUUUCUUGGGGAGGUUCAUCGACGCCGAUGUCGGAGUGAGUCAUUUUUUUUUUUUGCUUGUUUGGCUUGACGGGACGAGUUUGGUGAUUGUUGCUUGCUUGUUUGCCUUAGCGGGGAGUGAGAAGGUUCGCAGCGCGGCGGUGAAGGGCUUGAUUGAGCUCGUCAACAAAGAUGCCACGGUGCUGCCCAAGGCUCUCCUGGAAGCAAUCGAGCUACGCAUGAGGGACAAGAAGGACCUUAUCCGGCAGUUUGCGUGCAUCGGGAUGUCGAAGGCGUUCAAGAGGCACAUCGGAACCACCUGGCGGCCCAAGGGGGAUUACGCCUACGGCGUAGGGGGCAAGAUAGAGAAGACCGGCAGUGGCGGUAGGGGCAAGAAGGCCAAGAGCAAGGCCAACAAAGACCCGAUUUCGCUCAAGCGCCCUCCCGCAGAACUGAUGUCCAAGCUGGGAUGGGUGCCGGCAUCCGUUGUGAAGGCGACGGCCGUGCACGGAGAAGUGGACACCAAGAGCAAGAUGGUGCACAUCCUCGAUGAGAACAUCGUUCCUAGCGAUCUACGCGACGAGGCUCGUGCUGCUGUACUUGCCCACCUCCUGCACGGGAUGGACCAGCAGGCCAAGAAUGGCGUGACGUGGAUACUGCAGGACAAGAGGAAUGUGCGCGGGGCCGUACUGCGAUACCUCGACGCCCGCGAUGCCUUCAAGGCCACCAGGGCGACCUCCGAAGACAAGGCGUUGGAGGCCGAGCUGGACGCGGCGAUGGCCGCGGUGGCGAGGCUGCACCCGUCGACCUCGCCCUCUGGAAAGCAGCUCACCCUGCUGAGGGACCUGGCUCACAAGCAGGACAAGAAGAUUUUCCGUCUUUUGAGGACGGUGUGCUCUCCCGACGCGCCCCACAGCGUGACCGCCGCGGCGCGCGUCGAUCUCAUCAAGAAGGUCGGCAGCCAGACUGGCCUGGGGAUGUACCUCAAGACGCUUUCCACGCGGUGCUCCGCGUUGGCGAUGAGCCCGGCGGGUUUCCAGGAGCUGUGCCUGGCGUGCCGCAGAGGCAUGGAAGAGAGGGACGAUGGUGUUUUUCUCCCCCCCCUCGGUCUGCUAGAGGCAAUGGUGAAGGUUUUUCCCGAGCAAGCCAGAGGACAGGAGGGAAACCUGGCUUCCGUGUUCCUGGUUGCCGAGGAAAACGGUUACCGGGAGGAGAUGACGAGGGUCCUCGCUGUCCUCGCCGCCUGCCGCCGCCCUCCGGGCGAGGCAGAAGACGUCGGCAUGGGGGGGAAGAAGAAGGGCGGGAGAGAGGGGGGGGAGGAGGAGGAGGACGGAGGGGGCGAGGAAGAUGACGACGACGAGCUGCCGGACGGAUUCUUGGAUAGCCUGGUGAAGCUUUGCACGAAGGAAGGUGCUCCCUCCGAAGCAGCGGCAGCCGUCCGCGCCCUCGCCGCCCUCGCCUCCCGGCCGGACACCCAGGCCGGCGAGGCCGCCAGGUUCUCCGCCCUCGAUGCCCUCCGCGAGACAGCUGCUGCUGCUGCUGCUGCUGCAGCGGCGGCGGGGGGGGCGGGGGGUGCUCACGGCAAGAACUGCAGGAGUGGUGGGGUGGGAGCGACAGAGGUUACGGCGCUGGCGGCGUUCGCGCGCGAGUUCCCGCGGGAGUUCGAGAGGUACGAGGGGAAGGCGUUGUCGUUUGCGAUGGCGAGGAUGUCCGGGACGAUCGGGGUCGGGGAAGGGAGAGAUGACGAGGAGGAGGUUGCCAAGAAGGGUGGCCAGAAAAAGAAGCGCCCCGGUGGCGGAAAAGAAGCGGCGGCGACAGCGGUCUCGCCGGCGUGUCUGACGCUCUGCGCCUCGAUAAAGCUCGCGUGCAACUGUCUCAUGGCGCCAGGUCGGGCCACGGACGUUAGCGGUGGUGCGGAAGGCACGGGAGAAGCGUGGUUGAGGACGGUGUUUGCGCUGCUGAAGGCGGACGGGCAGCCGGAGAGUGAGGGGGAGAGGGAGAUGGGGGAGGCGGAACGGGCGGAGCUGAGGCUCGCGGGAUCGACCCGUAUCAUGCGGCUGUGUGUCAACAGCGCGAACGUGCAGACCCUGCUCACCCCGCAUCGGUGGCACUCGCUGGCGUGGACGCUGAUGGACCCGUCCGCCAAAGUGAGGCUCGGUUUCAUGCGCGAGGUGUGCCGUGGCCUGGAGCAGACAGGGGUGGCGGGCGAGAGAGGCCCGUCGACGCUGAGGUUCAUGGCUUACCUGUGUCUCACAGCCUUCGAGCCCGAACCGAUCAGGAAAAAGGCAACCCUUGCCGUCGCCAACAACAUCCGCCAGCUGAGGCUCGCGCACCAGCGGGCAACCGCCGCCGCCGCCGCAGCAGCAGCAGCAGCAACAGCAGCAGCUGACGACGACGUUGACGUUGACGAUGCCGGCAGCGAGGGAGAGGGCGGGGGGUCGCCGGCGUCGACGAAGGCAUCGUCCGCGGUGGCGGCGGCAGCUGCCUUGGAGAGGUCGAUGCCGGAGUACGUGCUGCCCUACGCAAUCCACCUGCUGGCGUACCACCCGGACUUUCCAGUGCACAAGGCAAGAGGGAAUUUUGACGACAAGCAGCGUAUCAAGAACAUGGAGAAGUACCUGAACUUUCUCAUCGAGCCGCUCAUCGGGGCCGGGCGGCAGACGGGAGAGGCCGACAACAUGUCCAUGCUCCUGCAGAUGCUGGACACCAUCACCACAUCCUACCGGGACGCGCUUGACCCCUCCAACAACCGCAUCCACCUCACCGCACGGAUAGCCCGCCAGCUACUGUUGAGUAAGAUCAAGACCCAGAGCGACUUACAGCCGUACCCGGGUAACAUAUUCCUGCCGGCCCCGCUCUUCCAGCGCCGCCGCCGCGAGGAUGAGACCCCCUCCUCCUCCUCGUCCCCUCCUCCUCGAGAGGCCGCGGGCUUUAGUAGCCCGGCGGCGCCGCCUGGGGCGCGCCACCGCCGCCGCAGCCGCUCGAGUGCCGCUGGGGCGGCGGCGGCAACCCCCACCAGCAGCAGCAGCGGCGGCGGCAGUGGCCGCGGCGGUGCCGCUUCUUGGCCGUUAUCGUCGUUGUCUUCCUCCGCACCCUCCAGGAGGGUCCGUCGUCGGACUUCCUCCACUGGCUCCGCUGACAGAUCCUCUGUUGGCGAUGAUGACGGCGGCGGCGGCGGCGGCGGCGGCGGCGGCGGCGGCGGCGGGGGCGGCGGUGGUAGCAGCAGGCGCCGCCGUUCAUCGGAGGGUGAGGCCGGGGAUGGUUCAGGAGGCAGCUCGGCGGCGGCGUCUCGCGCGCGGCGCCUCGCUCGCCGGCGGUCGGCCUCGCCGCCGACACCAGAAUCGCCCUUCUCCGACGGCAUCGCAGAACAAGGGGGAGGAGGAGGAAGAGGGCCGAUUUCCCCGUCUCUGUCACCCAUUGCCAACGCGGCCCCCUCCCCCGAAUCAUCCCAGCAAGCCUCCCCCCCUCGGACAGGCAGCGGCCGCGGUAGGGGCCGGGGACAGGUGUCAUCACCGUUGCCAUCUCCUCCGAGGUCGUCUCCGGCUGCGGCUGCGGCUGCGGCUGCGGCUGCGGCUGCGGGGGCGGGGGCGGGGGCAACGCCGCCUGUGGGAGAGAGGAGGGAGGGUAGGGCGGCCGCGCGUAUCGCCAGGGACAGGAUCGCGGCGACGGAGAAGACGACGGCUGGUCGCAAGAGGGCAGGGCGAUCUGCUGCUGCCGCUGCUACCGGUGGUGGUGGUAGUAGCAGUAGUACCGGGCGGGGACCGAAAGGAAGAGGUGCGGUGGCGGCGGAGACGGCAGAGAAAAGUGGUGAAGCAGGAGCGGGUUCGGGCGACGACGCGGACGAGGAGGAAGGGGACAAGCCUUCUCCAGCCAAGAAGCAGAAACGGGGUGCCAGCGGGGCUGCUGCUGCCGGUUCCACACCCCCGUCUCGCCGGUCUCCCCGGGUGUCGACGUCGGCCACCCCUGAUCGUGUCCGAGACACUGAGGUGAAAAGCAAGACCGCUGCCGGCGGCGGCGGCGGCGGGCGCAAGAAGGCGGCCCCUCUGGCAGCCAGGAAACCGCAGCAGCAGCAGCAGCAGCAGCAGCAGCAGGCGAAGCCGGUAGCCGCGAAGAAGAAGCCCCCCUCCCUUACUGCUACCGCUGGUGCUGGUGCUGAUGCUGGUGCUGGUACCGGUUGUGCUGGGGGGAGGAGACCUCCCAUGGUAAGGGGUGCGGUGCCGGCGGCCGCCGCGGCUACGGCCUCGGGGCGGGGGAACGCGAGGGGAAAAGGGCGCAAGGACGAUAGCGAGAACGAGCGGGAGGAGGAGGGUGGAGACGAUGAUGAUGACUCGGAGGACGAAGCACUGAUGGCGCUCUCCCGCCGCCGCCGAGCGGCCAUGCAAGAAUAGGCUCCUAGCAGAGCCAAGGCCGAGAGGGUUAGGGGCUUUUCGCGGCGGGUGCAAGUGGGCAGUGGGCCUACUCGGGCUCGUAUGCUAUCCUACAUGGUGCCGUCCUUCGAACCGAAGACGCCUCUUGGUAGAGGCAGAAGGAAGGGUGUCAUCAUCGUGUUAUCGAAUUCUUUGGGGGGGGGGGUCUGCGAAGUAGUGCUACCCCCCCCCCCCCCCCCCCCCCCCCCCCCCCCCCCCCCCCCCCCCCCCCCCCCCCCNGACGCCUCUUGGUAGAGGCAGAAGGAAGGGUGUCAUCAUCGUGUUAUCGAAUUCUUUGGGGGGGGGGGUCUGCGAAGUAGUGCUACCCCCCCGCCCGCCCCCCGCCCCCCCGGAGCCUUAGUGGCAUGCAGAUGUGCUCCACAACGCUUGAGUUGGGUGGAGGAAGGCUAGGGUAGUGGCUACUGCUGUAGCAGCUUGCGGCGCUGCUCUCGUACUACAGAUGGCGCCCGCACUUGAGAACCUCUAGUUUCGGCCGAGGCUGGGGUGCUUAUUUUGAUGAUGAUCCUCUUGUGGGCUACAAAUGGCCGCUACAUAGGUUUAGUGUGGGGUUCUUAACCGAGCUCACAAGUGGUGCUCAAGAUCUCAGCUUUCUGAUUUUUUGCGAGUCUCAGUUUCUCAACUGCUGAGUUCUCAAGUGCGGGCGCUAUCUGUACUCCUAUGUCUGUGAAAAUAUAUUUACUGGUCUAGUCUAGAGAUGCAAAAGGGCGUGGUGGCGUGUUUGCCCUGGGCUUGGAUUGUGCGUGCCAUGUUUUUGAGAGCUUCGGCCCUGUUUUCCGGGUAACCCGUUGGAAUCCUAGCGAGAGCGGGACGGAGAAAUCGCCAAGAUCCGUUCUAGCGUGUGUGCAUGCAUGUCGGCGGGUGCUUUUUGCCUCGGGGAUUGGGGGGGGGUUGAAAUACAAGGGAGGAAAAAGUGCGAGCUCAUUUUCAGCACGAACGAGAUGUGUACGAGUGGCACAAGGCACCCAGAGCUUUGUUUAUUUAGCGCAAGUGCUAACUCUAUACCUUCGGCUUUCGGGAAUACACUAUUUUUUACCGCGGUCGUUGACUGUUUUCUUCAACCAUCACCACGAGAAAUAGCUCUUGUUUUGAGCUUGUUCUUUUUUUCUUCGCGUCGAGUCGAAAAUUGUUCGCAGGGGCGGCGACCCUGCUUUCAAAGCAACAAUCAAAACGUAGAUGUGGAAACCGUGCCCCGAAAUCUUGAGAUUCAGACUCGUAGCACAUGCCUGUUCACCUUGGAAGUAUUUGUUUUUGUGUCUGUUUUCGGAAGAGAUCUGUGCUAGUCAUUAGGUGCGUGGCAUCGUCUAUUCAAGACUCUUGAGACGUUGCCCUAUGUCGUGGUAUGACUUGACGGUGGUGCGGUAGCAUGGUGUAGGCGUGGCGUGGGAUACGCCUGCUGUGUUGUGUGUUUUGUGUGUCUUUGUUAGACAGCAGCAGUGGUAGAGUAGUACGGCAUCCCUGGGAUGCCGUACAUGCAAGGGUUACUCAGAGGGCAUACGACCUCCCCAACAAUGAAGGGCCUGGCAGUCCUUGGGAUAUGGACCUCCUUGAUUUUUUUUGUUGUUACCGAUGGAAUGGCUGGCGAGAAUUCAGCUGCUUUCGGGUUUUGCACGCACUUGUAUUUCUAGUGAUCCACUGGGGGCGGGAGAUUGUUUUACAAUGGAAGCGGUAUUUUCAAAGUAGUCAGCUUUUUUCUAGGGGUUCAACGGUGAUGGAUUGAACCGCUCGAGGUGUUCGAAAUUGGUCCUCGCAGGAAGAAACGUGUUGCGAAGAAUGGGAAGGAGACGGGGGUGAGUGAACAAAUGAGUUCGGGUUGGAGGGAGAAGCUGUGUCAAGCGAUCUACGACAGGGAGCGUGCGACCGACGUUGAUUGGUCACUGCAAGCAUCGAAAG
This is a messenger RNA of Ectocarpus sp. CCAP 1310/34, 6975 nucleotides long. The record is from the annotation of a GenBank genome assembly. Lineage: Eukaryota; Phaeophyceae; Ectocarpales; Ectocarpaceae.